GAGAGUCUCUUCCAAAAUCGCCCCAAAAUUCGAACGACUCGGUCGAAAAAAGUCGUGCGUCGCACAAAAUAAUUAAACACUCCCCGAAUAACACAACUAAAAAACCGUGCUAACUAACCGAAAGUGGGCGCCGAUCGCCGCGUUUUCAAUAAAACCAAACGAAAUGCAGUAAGCGGGCGUUUAAUUCAGCUAAAAGCAAGCAAAGCUCCGAGGCGUUGGCCAAAAAGAAGAAAAGCGAAAAAGAAACGGAGAAACGCAGUUGAAAAGAGAGACGCGAAAGAAGAAGAGAGAGAAAAAAAUGCAUACAGCAGGAGUGGUGGCGAUUUUUUAAUCAAAGCAGCAAAGCCAGUGUUUUCCAAGCCAAAUUCAAACGGGACUCGAAAAUAGAAAACAAAAAAGAGAUUCAUUAUAUGUAUUCCCGUACAGUGGUGGGCGAGCGAACGAACUAGCAUUCCAGUUAAGUGAACAUGUUUGUGGCCAGCAUAAGACCAUAAAAUCUGCCGAGCACAUUUUCCCCCGCUCGUGAAAAACUCGCAUACACACACACACACACACAUACACACGUACGCACACGCAGGCAGGCAGGAAAAUCGCGUGAAAAAUCAUGUCCAGCUGGGCAGAACGCGUCCAUAGGCGUGCCGCGGAUCUGGGCAACGUGGUGACCUCCUGCGGCCACCCCGCCACGGCCCCCUCCUAUCCGUACCGCCUGGAAAAGGUCAAAUUCGGGGUGCCCCUGGAGGAGGUGUGCAAGCACAACAACAACAUUCCCGGGCCACUGCUCGUCCUGAUCCUCAAGCUGAACAAGGAGUCGCCGAACCGGCGGGAUGUGUUCCGCGCCCCCGGCCACCAGGGGGCCAUGAAGAAGCUGAUCCACUUCCUGCAGGCGGGCCGCCUGGUCAACGUGGACAACUACUCGGUGUUCACCAUCGCCAGUGUCUUGAAGAAGUUCCUGCGCAAGAUACCCAAUGGGAUAUUCGGGCGCAGCGGCGAGAUGGAGCUGUUCGCCAUCAACGAUCUGCAAAAUGAAUCCGAGCAAACGGAGCGGCUGCACAGACUCUUCGGUUCGCUGCCGAAAUACACACAGCAUCUAUUAGUUUUACUGUUCGGCACAUUCCGGGUCAUCGCGAGCAAUGCGGCCCACGCCUCCACCGGAAUGACCAGCGAGGCGCUGGGCGUGUCCGUGGCCCCCAGUUUCUUUCAGUCCUGCGUGAGCGAUGGCAAAACCGCUCGCAUGGAGGAUGUGCUCAAGUUCAAGGUCUCUACGAAGAUCAUGCAGAAUAUAAUCGAUAAGUUUGCCACACAUGACAUCUUUGGGCGCGACAAUUACGAGUACUACGCCCGCGUCACAGGACGCAUUCUCAAGGUGCAGGACGAGUGGAUAUGCAGCUUCCAGUAUCCACCACCGCCACGUGGCAAGUUGGCUCAACAGAAAUACGCAUUGCAACAUUCUUUGGAGGCGGAGAAGACCUGGCUGCAGUGCCAAUGCGAGCGUUGGGGCUUACUGGCCCAGGAGGAGUCCCGCUCGACGCCCGCCCUGCUGACCAGCUCCAGUUCGGCGUUGGAGAACAGCGUCCUGUCGCUGGGCGUCUCCCCGGAGCACUCGUUCAUCGAAAGCUGCGCCCGUCUCUCGGUUUCACUGGAGGGACCCGGCAUCUAUGCCAUGACCUCGUCCCCGUUGCCGGCGAAGAGGAAUGGGAAUGGCAACGGCAACGGCAAUGCCACGGACUACGACUACGAUGACUAUGCCGACGACGACGAGGAUAACGAUGAGCUGGACGGUGUCCAUGACUUUGGUGCCGAGCUGGAGAUCAGCAGCAUAGCGCCGCCGCAGGGUAGUCGCGGCAUCUAUCGCCACAAGCAGCGUGCCCAGCAGCCACUUCACUACCAACAGCAGCAGCCGCAGCUUGUGCAGCCUCAGCACCAGCGGGACUACGACGAUGACGACGACGAGGAUGAGGAUGAGAUGACCUUUGUGAAGCGACGCUAUCGCCAGAACAAGAAGAAGCCCGCUGCGCCGAGUAGCAGUCACCAUCAGAGGCGAUUGCGCACGGGCACCAAGAGCCUCGAUGGCGGAGGAGAAAGGCGUGCGGGAUCGGGAUCGGGAGCAGCAGGAGGAGCUGCUCCAGGAGCAGCAGCUGGCAAUCCCACGCCCCCGAAGCUCAAGCAGCGAACCUGCAGUCGCUGCAAUCGGGGCAUUCGACACAGCAGCUCCUGCAGCUCCAAUUCUGCCGGAGCGGCUGGCUCGAACUGCGAAGGAGGAGGAGGCAGUGGAGGGACGGGAACCGGAAACGGAGGAGGAGCCGAGGGCGGCAUGACCAUGGAGGAGCUGAGGGCCGUCAACCGAUAUGCGGAGAGCACCAAGAGCCUCUCGUAUCUGCCACAGGUCCAUGAACGCCAAACCGCACGCAUGCGCACUCGCUCCGAAUGGUUCCUGGGUCCCCGGGAUGCGGUGGUCACGUUGCAACUGCCGGCGGACACGUGCAGCAGUUGCUGCUUGGCCGCUGCCGCUGGAUACUUGGGAGGCGGCAGCACCAGGGACAUGCGGCAGGCGCAAACGGAGGGCGAACGGAGUCAGGCGGCGUUGCUCUAUCACUUUUACCGCAGGCAACAGCAGCAGCAGCAACAGGAGCAGCAGGAGCAGCACUUUGACGACAUGAUGGACACCGAGGACAGCUACGGACAGCAGAAGGAGCAACAGCAGCAGCAGCAGGAGCAGCAACAGCAACAGAUACAUUCCAAGGGUCUCUUGAGACCACCGCCCAUGCAACACCAACAGCAACAGCAGCAACGUCGCCUGCUGCUGGACGUCAAUUCGGUUGGCAACAUCCGUUUGAGUAACAGCGCCGAGUCCAUUCAGUACGCAGCCCGACGACCGGUCGCCAGUCUGGGCCUUAAUCCCGGCCUCGGAGGCGUCACCAGCACCACCCACAAUCCCACCACCCGGCGGCUGCUCAUCAACGUGCCCCGGCAGUAUCGAUCCUCGCUGCGGCGGAACAAGGAGAAGCAGAUCGGCGGCAAUAGUCAGAGCAACAGUAGCAAUAGCCUGGGCAGUGAUCAGUUAACCGGCAAUCCUGGAGCAGUUGGAGGAUCGGCCGGCGGCGUUUCGGUGCUAAACAAGCCCCUGCUGAUGGUGGGCCUCCUGCCGGGUGCCGAGCAGCCACCGUCGGUGAGGAAUUCCAUUGCCGAGUGCGGCAUCUCGACGCCGGAUGCCAUGGACGUGGGCGUGGAGUGCAGCACCACGCUGAGCUUCAAGCCGCCGCGGCUGUAACAAGGACAACGGCCCAUUAAAUCGAACACUGAGGACACCCAGGACACAUCCGCAUACAACUAUGUUAAGAUCUAACCAUUUUUAAAGGUAUACCAUUUUUAAUACGUAUACUUCCAACACAAACACACAAAAAACGGGAGUAUCGAGGAUAUUUCUAGAGAUUUAAACACACCAAUUACAAUAAGAACCAAGCUGAUCAAAUUUGUGCAGUUUCUGCACCUUCUUAAUUGAAAACAGUGUUAAAUCUCUAGAGAUUUCCGUGAGACCUCAAAUAACAUCAUAUAUUAGGUUAUGGUAAACGAUAUAUGUAUUUAAUGUGUAUAGCAAGAAAAGGCUGAUUUUCUUUAGUUAAACCAACAAAACAAAAACCAAGAAAAAACGAACGAAAGAAAACAAACAUUUACAACUCAAACUAACUAUAUAAUGCAACAAAUUGCCAAAUUUUAUUCAGCAUUCAUUUCGUUGUGUGAUUUAGGUUGAUUUUAGUUUACGUUUUAGCCAAGAAUCUCUUAAACUUGAACAUUGUCAAGAUAAAAAUAAACGAAAUUUUCACCUGAUUGCAAACCGAAACAACGAUACAAAAGCAGAAGAAUUUCUUAACUGUGUAGCAUCUGAACAAUCCAACCAAUCGAUUUCGAGGCCGACUCUCUGUCUUUAUAAGAACCAUUAUAAAUGUUACUUCUAAGCUAUUCAAAUUUAUACUUAUCACGUGAAUGGAGCUCUUUAAAUGCAAUCAUAGACCCAAUUACAGAUAUACAUUCAUUUUUGAUACAGUCAAGUACAAAAGCAAAACUAGACGGAAACCAAUCGAAAAUAUUUAAAAUAAAUUCUACAUUAUUCUUAAAAAGAUACAAACAACACAAGCUAGCAUUUAAUAUAUAGUUAAGCGUUUUCAAAUUAUACUUGUAACUGCGAACGGAAA
Drosophila suzukii is the source of this 4190-nucleotide messenger RNA. RefSeq names its product Rho GTPase activating protein at 71E (gene RhoGAP71E). NCBI's taxonomy places the organism in Eukaryota, Metazoa, Arthropoda, Insecta, Diptera, Drosophilidae. Gene Ontology annotation, molecular function: GTPase activator activity. The record is from RefSeq and is a predicted model, not a curated record. Gene Ontology annotation, biological process: signal transduction.